UAUAUAAAAGAAUAAAUAAAUAGAUAAAAGGUUUAAGAGAGAUAAAGGGGACCUCUUAAAGAUUUUGCUCUCCAUGCCCAAACCCUCUGAUUUGCAGAGAGAAUCCAAAGGACAGAGAAGAAGAAGAAGAAGAAGAACGCCAAGAACAGAAACAGAAUAGAAAGAUAUAUAAAGAGAAAGAGAGAGAGAGAGAGAAAGAGAAAGAGAGGGAUAGUUGAUUUUAAAAACUCCAAUCAACUCCUCCUUUAAUUUUUUUUUCUUCUUAUCCAAUCUGUUGAUUCUCUCUUUGACCGCGUUGUCGGCUACUCGGGGUGCUUGGCCUUAGUUUUUCUUGGUUGUGGAAAUUCUUCUCGUGACUGGAGAUUAAAACUUUGGAUCCAGGUGAGACGGCGAAUUUGGUGCCUCUCUUUACUGAUUGAACCGCGAAGAUAUGUUGGAGGGUCGGUCCUGUAACUCUUGUCUGGUCUCGAGGGUGUUUUCCAGCUCUUGCCAGCAAGAAACCAAGUGGUCUUCUUACAUGUAUCCGAGGCUAGGCGGUGAUACUGGCAAGCGUCCAUUGGAAAGUGAAGAUGACGGCGGGCUAAGUAAGUCUUUUAAGCUAUCAGAAUAUUCUUCUCCAGAAGCCAGGCGAGAGAAAGAACAAUCGGAGGAUUCUCCACUCCAUGAGGAUGAAGCACAGCAGUCGGAUGAUAGUCAAGACAAUCUUUCUGAGGAUUGUUCUGAAGCCAGGCUAGAGCAAGAACAGUUGGACCGCUACCAUCUUCAUGACUACAAGCCAGAGCAAUCUGAUUAUGACCAGCCUUAUGAUCAUGAGGAAGAGCAGUCUGAUGAUGACCUGUCCCAGUUCUGCUCUCAUGAAACCAGGCAAAACCAACAGCCCUCAGAUGAUGCCCAGCUCCAGGACCAUGAGCCCCAGCAAUUGGAUGAUGAGCUGCAGCAAGAAAACCAUGCUGGGGAUUCAUCAGAUUCGGAUCCUCUUAUCCAUCCCAUUGGUAGAGACAACUCAAUCAGUUGUCUUAUUCGAUGCUCCAGGGCUGACUAUGGGUCCAUUGCAUCGUUGAACCGGAGUUUCAAUUCCUUAAUAAGGAGUGGGGAGAUUUACAGAUUGAGGAGGCAGAAUGGGCUAGUUGAACAUUGGGUGUAUUUUUCUUGCCAGCUUCUUGAGUGGCAGGCCUUUGAUCCUAUUGGUCAAAGGUGGAUGAAUUUACCAAGGAUGGCUUCUAACGAUUGCUUUAUGUGGGCGGAUAAGGAAUCAUUGGCUGUGGGCACUGAGCUUCUUGUUUUUGGAAAAGGCUUGAACUCUCAUAUAAUAUAUAGAUACAGUAUUUUGACAAAUUCAUGGUCUUCUGGGAUGAGGAUGAACUUCCCUAGGUGCCUGUUUGGGUCUGCCAGCCUUGGAGAGAUUGCAAUCUUAGCUGGUGGUUGUGAUUCUAGUGGAAAUAUCUUGAACUCCGCUGAGCUCUAUAACUCAGAGAACCAAACUUGGACAACACUGCCAAGUAUGAACAAACCGAGGAAGAUGUGUUCUGGGGUUUUUAUGGAUAAGAAGUUUUAUGUAAUUGGAGGAAUUGGAGGAAGUGAUUCAAAGGUUCUUACAUGUGGAGAGGAGUAUGACUUGGAGACUAGGAAGUGGACUGAGAUCCCAAACAUGUCUCCAGCACGAUGUGCUGCAGCUGGGGAGAACGAUAAGCCUGUGGCAUCUGAGGCACCUCCUCUUGUUGCGGUGGUAAAUAAUGAACUCUAUGCUGCUGACUAUGCUGAUAUGGAGGUGAGAAAGUAUGAUAAGAACAGCAGAUCCUGGUAUACAGUGGGAAGACUGCCUGAGCAAGCAGUCUCAAUGAACGGAUGGGGUCUUGCAUUUAGGGCUUGUGGAGAUCGGCUUAUUGUGAUUAGUGGAGCUAGGACUUUGGGUGCAGGUUAUAUAGAGCUCAAUUCUUGGGUUCCUAGUGGAGGCCCUCCACAAUGGAACUUGCUUGCGAGAAGGCAGUCAAGUAACUUUGUCUAUAAUUGUGCUGUUAUGGGAUGCUAAAUUGGACUCUGAGAGUAUCCUGUUUCAAAUGGUGCCUUGCUGCCAACAGAUGUACAAGAUUGGUUUCUACUUCAACACAGCAUUCUUGCUAAUGGGUAAUUUGCCCCUUCUUUCUUUUUCAUAUAUUUCCCCUUUCAGGUGGGAAGGAUAGGCAAGAACUCAAAUCAACAGAAUGUUUUAUUUGAAGUUGAGUUCUUUUUUUUUUCCUUCGAAACUUCAUUCAAAAUUUUCUUUCAUUGAAUUUAUGCCUUCCCCCAGUUUUAGCAACAUGUCAGAGGUUGGCGUUAUGUAGCACAGAAAUAGUUUUAAUAAUUUGAAGUACCAACACAUUGGUAGGUUAUCGCAAGAGUUUGAUGAAACUUCUCUUUAAAAAAACAGAGCUAGUUAUAUCAGUUCAAUCCUUUAUUUUUAUUGGUAUUGUCUUCAAGGGAGAAAAUAAGUCUAGAGAGAUUUAUCCUGAAUGGUGGUUUAUGUAAUGAUUAUCUUUAUCUUGGCAAUUGAUGAGCUAUAUAUUAUGAGCAUCUCCCUGCUAUCUUUGUAA
Carica papaya (papaya) is the source of this 2570-nucleotide messenger RNA. Its product is annotated as F-box/kelch-repeat protein SKIP11-like. Gene Ontology annotation, molecular function: protein binding. Gene Ontology annotation, cellular component: nucleus. The record is from RefSeq and is a predicted model, not a curated record. Lineage: Eukaryota; Viridiplantae; Streptophyta; Magnoliopsida; Brassicales; Caricaceae.